Messenger RNA from Rhizopus microsporus ATCC 52813, 948 nucleotides. RefSeq lists its product as uncharacterized. NCBI's taxonomy places the organism in Eukaryota, Fungi, Mucoromycota, Mucoromycetes, Mucorales, Rhizopodaceae. Bases 106 to 771 code for a protein of 221 amino acids. The transcript is spliced from 3 exons. The record is from RefSeq and is a predicted model, not a curated record.
ACAAAAUAAAAAGAGGCAUAUAAAAAUCAGCUUUUUUUUCCAUUCGCGAUCCUUUUUUUUUUCCUUUUUGUUCAAUUCUCCUCUACCUUUCCUUUUUACAAAGAGAUGAAGUCCAUUGUUGCUGCCAUUGCUGCUCUUGCUAUUGCCGUAGUCUCUGCUCAAACCGGUGCUCCUAUCACUCCCCAUGCUCCUACCAAGGACCAAGUUCUUACUGCUGGUUCAACCACUGUCAUCACAUGGACUACUAACCCUGGCCACGACACCAUCUCUUCUAUCGACCUUGUUCAUGGUGAUCCUAAUUCCCUCGUUCCUGUCGUCAAUGGUCACGUUGCUGACAACGUCCCCACUGCUCCCGGCUCAUACAACUGGAACAUCCCUGCCGACCUCCCUGCUGGUACUGACUACGCCUUGAGCUUUGGUAAAAGUCCCGAUGUCACCUACACUCCUUUCUUCACCAUUAAGGCUGCUGGUGCUUCCGCUGGCAACUCUACUGGUGGUGCCUCUUCUGCACCUGCUGCCUCUGCUUCUGGUAAGCCUUCUUCUGGUGCCUCUUCUAGCGCUCCUGCUUCCUCUGCACCUGCUGCUGCCAGCUCUGCUCCCGUUGCUCCCAAGCCUGCUGGUCCUUCUCCUGCUGCUGCUAGCUCUGCUCCUGCUGGUUCUAGCGCUGCUGCCUCUUCUACUCCCUCCAAGACCCCCUCUAGCGCCAACAAGAACGUCGCUGCCAUGGGUGCCAUUGCCGCUGCUGGUGCUGUUGCUGCCGCUCUCUUUUAAAAGAGUUGUUAAAGUGUGAUCUUUUUAAAAAUUUUAUAUUCUAAACAUACACACUGCCUCAGAGUAUAUCUAAUUUUUUUUUAUAUAAAACAUUAAUAUAUUAUACCUUUUUCCCUUAAAGUAAGCUAAAAAUCUCUUUUGUUUAUUUUACAAUGUGAAGCAUGGUGUGUAACUCGG